Molecule: messenger RNA, 900 nt
Organism: Scomber japonicus (chub mackerel)
Lineage: Eukaryota; Metazoa; Chordata; Actinopteri; Scombriformes; Scombridae
Product: coiled-coil domain-containing protein 92-like
Exons: 3
Coding region: 1-900 (299 amino acids)
Source: RefSeq, a predicted model, not a curated record
AUGGAUGCAGGGAGGCUGGAGCAGCAGGUGGCCAGUGUGGAGAGAGGCAUCACCUUCCUGAAGCAGGAGCACCUGGCCCUGCUGACUGGUUUGCAGCUGGAGAUAACACACCUGAAAAGGCGUUGUCAUGAGCUUAGCUGUGAGCUGGACUCCAGGUUUCCUUACAGAACCACAGCAGAGGAGGAAGCAGAGCUGGCAGCACGUUGUGAGGCUGCACAGCGUCUCCUAGAGGACCAGCAGUGCAUGAUGGUUGCUGUUCGUGGGGAGCUGCGCGCUGGCUGUGCACGAGCAUCGGCACUUGGAAGGAGCCUCAGGGAAGAAGAGCGUCACUUCUUGGAGGAGCUGAAACGCCGCAGCCAUAAGAUCACACUGCUGAGUCGUGAGCUGCAGAGCCAAAAUGUCACCACCUCGACCCUCUGCCACGAGCUCCACACUGCACGCUUGAAACUGUUCAAACAACGCCAGAGCACAGACUGCACUACAGAGGGGAAGGACGAAAACAGUGGAAAGGAGGAAGAAGGAGGAGAGGAAGAGGAGGAGGAAGAUGAAGAUGAGGACAAUGAAGACGACGAAGGUGAAAACUCUGACUGGCUUCUGUCUCCACCUCCUCCUGCCUCUCCCAGCCAACCGGACGUGAGACUCAGGAGGCGUGUCAGCGUGAGGGAGGAGAGAGUCAGAGCUUGCAUCCCACAGGAAAGAGUGACAUCACCACAGAGGCCACACCCCAUGCCUGACCCCGCCCUCUUCUUGGUGCCACUUAGGUACCGUCUCCUUCGCUGGAACCGGCCUGUCAGAACACAAGAUGGAGAGGGGCCUAUGGAUGAGUGGGAGGAUAUAGAGGACAGCAGGGUGCACAGAAGGGUGGACAUGGGAGCAGGAGAGGGAGAAACUGCUCUGUGA